ACCGGCCCCGCACCAUGACCCGCUGGGUGCCCGCCAAGAGGGAGGAGAAAUACGGCGUGGCCUUCUACAACUAUGACGCCCGAGGAGUGGAUGAGCUAUCUCUGCAGAUCGGGGACACGGUGCACAUCUUGGAAACAUACGAAGGUUGGUUCAGAGGCUACACUUUAAGGAAAAAAUCCAAAAAGGGCAUCUUUCCUGCCUCAUACAUUCACCUUAAGGAAGCUAUAGUCGAAGGAAAAGGACAGCACGAAACGGUCAUUCCCAGCGAACUUCCCCUGAUCCAGGAAGUUACUACAACCGUCCGGGAAUGGUCUGUCAUAUGGAGACAGCUGUACGUGCAAGACAACCGCGAGAUGUUCCACAGCGUCCGCUCCAUGAUCUACGACCUGAUGGAGUGGCGGUCGCAGAUCCUGUCGGGCACCCUGCCCCAGGACCAGUUGCGCGAGCUGAAAAAGAAGGUCACCGCCAAGAUCGACUACGGAAACAGGAUCCUGGAUCUGGACCUGGUGGUGAGGGACGAUGACGGGAACAUCCUGGAUCCUGAGCAGACCAGCACCAUCAGCCUCUUUCGGGCUCACGAGGUGGCGUCCAAGCAGGUGGAGGAGAGGCUACAGGAGGAGAAGUGCGAGAAGCAGAACACGGACCCGAACCGGCAGGCCCGUUUCGCAGCCACACCCUCGUGCGCGCUCUUCGUCAACCUGAAGAACGUGGUGUGCAAGAUCGGCGAGGACGCCGAAGUCCUCAUGUCCCUGUACGACCCCGGGGAGUCCCGCUUCAUCAGUGAGAACUACCUCGUACGUUGGUCGAGCUCCGGACUCCCGAAGGAUCUAGACCGUCUUCACAACCUCCGCGCCGUGUUCACCGACCUUGGAAGCAAAGACCUGAAGAGAGAGCGGAUCAGCUUCGUCUGUCAGAUCGUGCGCGUCGGCCGCAUGGAGCUGAGGGACAACAACACCAGGAAGCUGACCUCAGGCCUGCGCCGGCCCUUCGGCGUGGCCGUGAUGGACGUGACCGAUAUAAUUAACGGCAAAGUGGAUGACGAGGACAAGCAGCAUUUUAUUCCCUUUCAGCCGCUGGCAUUGGUGCAGGCCGUCGGACCCAAGCAGCUGCACAACCUGUCGCCCCGUUUCUCACCCAGGGUGGCCGGGGAGAGCGACUUCCUGCAGACGGUCAUCAACAAAGUCAUCGCCGCCAAGGAAGUCAACCACAAGGGCCAGGGUCUGUGGGUCACCCUGAAGCUCGUCCCCGGUGACAUCCACCAGAUCCGCAAGGAUUUCCCUCACCUGGUGGACCGCACCACGGCCGUGACGCGCAAGAUGGGCUUUCCGGAGAUCAUCAUGCCCGGUGACGUCCGCAAUGACAUCUACGUGACCCUGGUCCAGGGGGACUUCGACAAGGGCAGCAAGACGACCGCCAAGAACGUCGAAGUGACUGUGUCCGUCUUCGAUGAGGAUGGAAAGAGGCUGGAGAACGUGAUUUUUCCCGGGGCCGGUGACGAAGCCAUGUCGGAAUAUAAGUCCGUCAUCUACUACCAAGUGAAACAACCGCGCUGGUUUGAAACAGUCAAGGUGGCGAUUCCCAUCGAAGACGUCAACCGCAGCCAUCUGAGGUUCACCUUCCGCCAUCGCUCCUCCCAGGACUCCAAGGACAAGUCAGAGAAAAUCUUCUCUUUAGCAUUUGUGAAGCUGAUGAGAUACGACGGGACCACCCUCCGGGAUGGCGGGCAUGACCUCAUCGUCUAUAAGGCGGAAGCCAAGAAGCUAGAAGACGCGUCCACGUACCUGAGCUUACCGUCCACGAAGAUGGAGCUGGAGGAGAAAGGCCCCGCGAGCAGCGGGAAGCCCCUGCACACCGUGGGCAGCUGUACGGUCAGCAAGGAUUCCUUCCAGAUCGCCACGCUGGUCUGCUCCACCAAGCUCACCCAGAACGUGGGUCUCCUGGGGCUGCUCAAGUGGCGUUCCAACAGUCAGCUCCUGCAGCAGAACCUCCGCCAGCUCAUGAAAGUCGACGGCGGCGAAGUGGUCAAGUUCCUGCAGGACACCCUGGACGCCCUCUUCAACAUCAUGAUGGAGAACUCGGAGAGCGAGACGUUCGACACGCUGGUCUUCGAUUCUCUGGUGUUCAUUAUCGGCCUGAUCGCCGACAGAAAGUUUCAGCAUUUCAAUCCUGUCCUCGAGACCUACAUCAAGAAGCAUUUCAGCGCCACCUUAGCCUACAUGAAGCUGACGAAAGUGUUAAGGAAUUACGUGGACAAUGCUGAGAAGCCCGGUAUAAACGAUCAGCUGUAUAAGGCCAUGAAAGCUGUCGAAUACAUCUUCAAAUUCAUUGUGCGAUCCAGGGUCCUGUUCAAUCAGCUGUACGAAGACAAGGGCGAGGCGGAUUUUGUGGAGUCGCUGCUGCAGCUGUUCAGGUCCAUCAACAACAUGAUGGGCAGCGUGUCCGACCAGACCGUGCGGAUCAAGGGCGCCGCGCUGAAGUUCUUGCCGACCAUCGUUAACGACGUGAAGCUCGUGUUCGAUCCCAAGGAGCUGAGCAAAAUGUUCACCGAGUUCACCCUGAAGGUGCCGCCGGGCUGGUUGACUGUUCAGAAGCUGCAGUGCCUGACCGAAAUUGUCCACAGUGACCUCUUCACCCAGCAUGACUGCAGAGAAAUCCUGCUGCCCGUCAUGACCGACCAGCUCAAGGGCCACCUGGAGAGGCAGGAAGAACUCGAGGCCUGUUGCCAGUUGCUCAGCAACAUCCUGGAAGUGCUGUACCGGGACGAUGUGGGCCCGACACAGCGGCACGUCCAGCUCAUCGUGGAGAAGCUCCUGCGCACCGUGAACCGCACGGUCAUCUCCCUGGGGCGAGACUCUGAGCUCAUCGGAAACUUUGUGGCCAGCAUGACCGCCAUUUUACGACAGAUGGAAGACUACCAUUAUGCCCAUCUCAUCAAGACCUUGGGGAAGAUGAGGACGGAUGUCGUGGACUUCCUCAUGGAGACAUUCAUCAUGUUCAAGAACCUCAUCGGGAAGAACGUGUACCCAUUCGACUGGGUCAUCAUGAACACGAUGCAGAACAAGGUCUUCCUGCGAGCGAUCAAUCAGUACGCGGAUAUGCUCAACAAGAAGUUUCUCGACCAAGCAAACUUUGAACUCCAGCUGUGGAAUAACUAUUUCCAUCUGGCUGUGGCUUUCCUUACUCAAGAAUCUUUGCAAUUGGAGAACUUUUCAAGCGCCAAAAGAGCCAAAAUCCUGAACAAAUACGGCGAUAUGCGGAGGCAGAUUGGCUUUGAGAUCCGGGACAUGUGGUACAACCUGGGUCAACACAAGAUCAAGUUCAUCCCGGAAAUGGUGGGGCCCAUGUUGGAAAUGACCUUGAUUCCGGAGACGGAACUGCGCAAGGCCACGCUCCCCAUUUUCUUCGACAUGAUGCAGUGCGAAUUUCAUUCCACCAGGAGCUUCCAGAUGUUCGAGAAUGAGAUCAUCACCAAGCUGGAUCACGAGGUGGAAGGCGGCAGAGGCGAUGAGCAGUACAAAGUGUUAUUUGAUAAAAUCCUUCUGGAACACUGCAGGAAACACAAAUACCUGGCCAAAACCGGCGAGACGUUCGUGAAACUGGUUGUCCGGCUGAUGGAGAGGCUCUUGGAUUACAGAACAAUCAUGCACGACGAGAACAAAGAAAAUCAGAUGAGCUGCACCGUCAACGUGUUGAAUUUCUACAAGGAAAUCGAGCGGGAAGAAAUGUACAUAAGGUACCUGUACAAGUUGUGCGACCUGCAUCGGGAGUGCGAUAACUACACUGAAGCCGCCUAUACGCUCCUGCUGCAUGCCAAACUACUCAAGUGGUCAGAGGAAGCAUGCGCGGUCCACCUCACCCAGCGCGGCGGGCACCAGACGACCACCCAGGGCCAACUGAAGGACCGGCUCUACCAGGAAAUCAUCCAUUACUUCGACAAGGGCAAGAUGUGGGAGGAGGCCAUCGCUCUGGGCAAAGAACUGGCCGAGCAGUACGAAAAUGAAAUGUUCGACUAUGAACAACUCAGCGAGUUGCUGAAAAAGCAAGCCCAGUUUUACGAGAACAUCGUCAAGGUGAUCAGACCCAAGCCGGACUACUUUGCUGUUGGCUACUAUGGCCAGGGCUUCCCGACUUUCCUGCGGGGAAAAGUGUUCAUUUAUCGCGGGAAGGAAUACGAGCGGCGGGAAGAUUUCGAGGCCAGGCUGCUGACCCAGUUUCCGAACGCGGAGAAGAUGAAGACGACGGCCCCUCCCGGCGACGAUAUUAAAAACUCGUCUGGGCAGUACAUCCAGUGCUUUACCGUGAAGCCCAAACUCGACCUGCCCCCAAAGUUUCACCGGCCGGUUACGGAGCAGAUCGUGAGUUUCUACCGAGUGAACGAGGUCCAGAGAUUUGAAUAUUCCCGACCUGUCCGAAGAGGAGAGAAAAACCCAGAUAAUGAAUUUGCGAACAUGUGGAUUGAGAGAACCAUUUACACCACGGCCUACAAAUUCCCCGGGAUCUUACGAUGGUUUGAAGUCAAAACAGUUUUCAUGGCGGAAAUCAGCCCUCUGGAGAACGCCAUCGAGACGAUGCAGCUGACCAACGACAAGCUGCACGGCAUGAUCCAGCAGCACGUCAACGACCCCAACCUUCCGAUCAACCCCCUGUCCAUGCUGCUCAACGGCAUCGUGGACCCGGCCGUCAUGGGCGGCUUCGCCAACUACGAGAAGGCAUUCUUCACGGAGAGAUACCUCCAGGAACAGCCCGACGACCACGAGAAGAUUGAGAAGCUCAAGGACCUCAUAGCCUGGCAGAUCCCCUUCUUGGCCGAAGGCAUCCGCAUCCACGGGGACAAAGUGAGCGAGGCCCUGCGCCCGUUCCACGAGAGGAUGGAGGCCUGUUUCCGGCAGCUGAAGGAGAAGGUGGAGAAGCAGUACGGCGCCCGGGUCAUGGCCUCCAGCCUGGAGGAGCGCCGAGGCCUCCGUCCGCGCUCCAUGGUCCGCUCCUUCACCAUGCCCUCGUCCUCCUCCUCCUCCUCCCGCCCGCUGUCCGUCGCCUCCGUGUCCUCCGUGUCCUCGGACGGCACCCCAUCCCGGCCCGGCUCCGACGGGCUGGUACUGGAGCCCCUGCUGCCCCGGAAGAUGCGGUCCCAAGAGCUGCUGCUGGAUGACUGGUCCCUCGGCCUGGCUCCCGGCUCCGGCCCGGCCGCCGGCCCGGCCCCAGGAGGCCCCGCCGUGGCCGACAGGAAGGACCGGAGGAAGGAGAAGCGGAGCAGCCGCCAACACGAGACCCCGGACAGGGAUAACGACGCCCCGCUGGCACCCGCCGAGGCCGUCAUCCUCUCCGAGACGAUCAGCCCGCUGAGACCCCAGAGACCAAAGAGCCAAGUCAUCAACGUCCUGGCCUGCGAGAGACGUCUCUCUGUGUCUCCGGCGCCACUGGCCUCCCAGCCUCCGCCGAUCACACCGAGGACCAAGCUCUCCUUCGGCCUCCAAUCUGGUUUGGAGCUGAACGGGACGAGCAGCCCGGAGGGGCCGUCGAUGCCCCCGCCUCUGCCCCUGAAGGGUGGCACGGCUGAGUACGGAAACCUAGUGGAAAUCCACGACUCGCCGGGGCCCGUCACCCCGCCGCCGCCUCCGCACCAGCGGCAUCACCUUCCUCCUCCACUUCCCAGCAAGACGCCACCCCCUCCUCCUCCUCCCAAGGCCACGCGCAAGCAGGCGUCGCUGGACUCCGGAAUCGUGCAGUAAAAAGACACAAAAGCAUCUCCCAGGAGCACACUGGACCAGGCAGCCCAGUUCCCUACUGGACUCCCCCAUUUCCCGCGUCCUCCCGGCCGACCGCCGUCCUCUCGCUGCCCGGGAUGCCCGGCCCUAAGGUAGGCGGGUCAAGGGGACGGCCGCCCCCGUGUCCCUCCGGCUGAGCACGGCCGACAUCCGCGCCCACGUCAGAGGACCUGGGUUCUGAUCUGGGUUCUGCCACCUGUCUGCUGUGUGACCUCGGGCAAGUCGCUUCCCUUCU
Messenger RNA from Tachyglossus aculeatus (Australian echidna), 6000 nucleotides. It is a transcript of the gene DOCK1, whose product is annotated as dedicator of cytokinesis 1. Gene Ontology annotation, cellular component: cytoplasm; plasma membrane. NCBI's taxonomy places the organism in Eukaryota, Metazoa, Chordata, Mammalia, Monotremata, Tachyglossidae. Gene Ontology annotation, molecular function: small GTPase binding; guanyl-nucleotide exchange factor activity. The coding region runs from base 15 to 5729 and encodes 1904 amino acids. Gene Ontology annotation, biological process: cell migration; small GTPase-mediated signal transduction. The record is from RefSeq and is a predicted model, not a curated record. The transcript is spliced from 52 exons.